CCGGCCCAGCCUAGUGCCAGACGGCAGGCAGCACACGUCCAUUGACGCGGACGUCUCCUGGAGGAACCCGCACGUCACGGACAAGCCAUGGCGCCGCAACCGCGCUGCUCCAAGGGCCCGCUGGUGCUGGUGGCGCUGGUCUGUCUGUGGGCCGCCCUCGGAGGCUUCGCGGCAGCCGCGGCAGCCGCCCGGGCUGCGGAUGCGGCGGAAUAUGACCCGCUAAAAGCAUUUCGGUCUCCGUCCGUCGCCCCGACGGGCUACGCCGUGGACCUGCAGGUGGUGAACGACGCGCAGCAGCCGUCCUACAACCUGACGGGCCGCGUCACCAUCACCGUCACCUGCCGCACGCCGACGAGCCUCCUGAACCUCAUCGUCGACCCCCAGGUGCGCAUCGGGCCGAACCCCGUCCUCACGUCCACCCUGACGGGUGACGAGCCGAUGCGGGUGAUGCACUACCUACCGGGCGAUCCCUACAUCAGCCUGCAGCUCCCCAAGACCCUCAAGGCGGACCACUCGUACCAGCUCAAGCUCAACUUCAGCAGGAUCGUGCCCACGGACGUGCAGGCCGAGAACCGCCUGUACCACGUGGCGCUGCUCAUCUCGCCGGGCCAGGCCUACAAAUUCUUCCCCGUCUUCAACGAGACCAACUACAAGGCCCCCUUCGAGGUGAACGUGACGCACCUGCAGCGCUACACCUGCCUGUCGGCGUCCAAGGUCGGCCAGCGCAUCAAGGUGUUGGAAAGGCCGCGGAACACGACCGGAGAGUGGGUGCUCUCCGCAUUCGAGAAGUCGAUGCCCGUCACCCUGCGGCAGUUCUCCCUCCUCGUGGCAGACUUGAAGCUGGUCAACGAGACCACCAUCCCGCGUCUGGUGGACCCCAACAACAAGCCGGCCGACGGCUCCAAGUCGGUGCAGGAGCGCCUGUGGACGCGGCCCAACUUCGCCCGCGCCACCUUCCUGGCCGCCCAGAUGGUGCCCGAGGCCAUCUGCCACGUGCAGUGCUAUGUCGGCGUGCCCUUCCCCUUCAACACCAUGGACGUGGUCGCCAUGCCCUACUACUCGGACACACCCAUCGUGGCCGCCUCGCAGGCCGUCUUCAGGGAGAGCGACCUGCAGUACGACCCCAACAUGGACGGGCUCAUGCUGCGGCUGGCCCGCGUCGUGGCCGAGCAGUACUUCGGCGUGAUGGUGACGCCGGUGCCGGACUCACGCGCCGUCAGCGAGGCCCUGGCCAACUACGUGGCCUCCGAAACGGUGCGCGCGCUGCGGCCCCGGGAGGCCCCCGAGGGCACGGAGAAGAUGACGGUGCAGCGCGCCGACAUGAACCACGGCGCCCACGCCGGCCAGGCCGGCCACGCCGCCCCGUCCGCCGCGCCGACCACGGCCGCCACGGCCACCAAGGCCACCGCGACCACCGCGGCCCCGACGACCACCAAAGCCACCUCGGCCACCACGGCGACGCCAGCCACCGGGGUCGCCACGUCCGCCACCAAGGCACCAACCAAAACCAACAAAACUUGCGACUGCAAACAAUACGAGUCGGACAAGUCGGACCUCCUGGUGAACGCGCUGUACUCCGUCUACUACGAGCUGGGAUCCCAGUUCCCCCUGACGGGCCUAACCAGCACACAGAGGCCUGCCCUGCAAAGCGUAAAAACUGAAUUGAUCGUUAGGAUGCUGGCCAUCACGCUGGGCGAGAGGACGUUCAAGUCGGCGCUCAAGGGGCUCCUGGAGGACAAGAACGCCGGCUUCUUCUCCGCCAGCGACCUGUGGAAGCUGCUGACGCAGCACGCGUACGCCGCCGAGUCCCUGCAGCAGCCCCUGGACGUGGAGGCCAUCGUGGCGUCCUGGGUGGACAAGGACCGCUUCCCGCUGCUCACCGUGAGCCGCGACGACCACGACAACAGCGCCAAGCUGACGCAGACCGUGUUCCGGCGCCGCAACUACACCCCCGAGGAGCGCGACCUGGACAAGGAGAACGCCAUGGUGUGGAACAUCCCCGUGCUGACGCUGACCGAGGGCCAGGCCUUCGCGCGCCUCGAGCACGCGCCCCGCUUCUGGAUGAGCUCCAGGACCGCCCUGCUGGAGAACGCGUCCCUGGGGGACAGCUACCUCGUCGUCAACCCCGAGGAGACAGCUCCGUGCAUCGUCAACUACGACAAGCGCAACUGGGAGCUGCUGUCCAACGCGCUCAACGACCGCAAGGCCCCCGAGCUGCCGCCGCGCACCCGCGCCAAGCUGCUGCACGACGCCGUGAUGCUGGCCCACGCCGGCUCGCUGGCCUUCGGCGACGCGCUGCCGCUGCUGCGCUCGCUGGAGAGGGAGACGUCCCCCGCCGUGUGGCAGCCCAUCGGCAACGUGCUGGACCACGUGCGCCGCGACGUGGAGGGCACGCGCCUGGAGGACAGGUUCACGAUGUUCUUGGAGAGCAUCCUCCGGGGUGCGCUGCGCAACGUCAACGAUAGGCUGGACGCCAAGGACCUGUGCGAGUGCGAGGCCAGGCAGCUGUACGAGACGCGCGCCCUCAUCCUGCAGCAGCUCGCGCGCGCCGACAUGCAGCCCUGCAUCAAGGAGGCCAGGGCGGCCUACGAGACCUGGGCCGCCUCGGCCGACCCCGAGGAGGGCAAGCCCAUGCCGGACAGCCUGAUGUGCUGCCUGUUCCAAUGGGGCGAGGACAAGGAGUUCGAGUUCGGCGUGCAGCGCCUGCUCCACUUCCCCGAGUCCCGGCAGCGCACGGAGCGCGCCUUCCUGCUCCGGGUGCUGUCCGGGUGCCCCAGGGCGGCCAACCGCAAGCAGAGGAUCCUCAACAUCACGAUGCUGGAGAACAACGGCACCUUCUCCGAGGAGGACCAGCGCCUGGUGCUGCAGAUGGUGUCGACCAGGGGCUCGGACCUGCUCAACUUCCUGGACGCCAACUGGGACCAGCUCAAGGCCAGGUACGAGUCGCAGCCCUUCAUGUGGGAGCACCUGGUGUCGCGCGCGUCCGGCAGCCUCCGGACCCACGAUGAUCUCAAAAAGCUCAAGGAGAUUUUCCAGAAGCGCUCCGGCGUGUGGGGCGUGGCCGAGGGCGUGGUGCAGCAGGCCCUGCGCCGCGCCGAGUCCAGCGUGGCGUGGGCCGACGAGGCGUUCCCCAGCAUGGAGGCCUGGCUGGAGAAGUACCUCGUCAACAUCAAGAAGGAGUAGGCCUCCUCUUGUUCUGUCCGGAGUCAGCAGGUCGCCGAAUCUUCGCGUCUCUUUUGCGAUCCCGUGGGUAGUAAGGUGAACACACGAAGAAGUUGGCUGUGACGUUUUCUUUUCUGAGAGAGUGGCAAUGCGAGCCGCCGUUCGACCUGCCGGUGCACUGCGAGUAAGAAGGCCUCGUCCUCUGGAAGGGAUCAGCCGCCGAACAUCAUCUUUGCAGUCCUUCGGAGGGACUCGGCCAGGCUCGGCCCAUGGCACUCCGUGCAGGUGUAAUAAUUAACGCUAAGCAACCUAGACUGAAAUCUUUACUGUAAAGACGACCGCACGAGGAACACUACGUCAAAAAGGUACUUCGUAAUAGUAGCUAAAUUGUUUUAGAAAAAAUUUCUGUCGGCAAUAUUUGUUUGAUAUUUAUUAAUAAAGUGUCAUUUGUGUUCACCUCUA
Molecule: messenger RNA, 3624 nt
Organism: Thrips palmi
Lineage: Eukaryota; Metazoa; Arthropoda; Insecta; Thysanoptera; Thripidae
Product: thyrotropin-releasing hormone-degrading ectoenzyme-like
Exons: 17
Coding region: 88-3183 (1031 amino acids)
Biological process (GO): peptide catabolic process; proteolysis
Cellular component (GO): cytoplasm
Molecular function (GO): zinc ion binding; peptide binding; metalloaminopeptidase activity
Source: RefSeq, a predicted model, not a curated record